GUGUCGGGUCUGGAGCCCGUUGUGCCCAAAAGCAGUGCAGCUAGAGAUCCUGUGGAGGAGACGGACAAACAUCCCAACCCAACGCCAAACACCCAGACGGACGAUGAGCGGACGGACGACAGCGAGGACGAAAAUUACCACAAAAAUCCUCUGGUUUGCAAGCUCUCGCUCGCUCUUCUGCAGCCGGGGUCGUCUGGGCAAAGCUCAGAGCCCAAGGUGAAGCUUGAACCUGUGGAUCCGCCUGUGGAGCCGACGGGACAGAAACAUUCAGGCGAGGCGGCGAACAGCCAGGUAGAAGAUGAAGAAACGGAGGACAGUGAGGACUACGAUGAGUGUGAAAGCAUAGAGUCCUCCCGGCUGUCGUCUUUUCUCCCCAUUAGGCCAGAAAAUGAAAUGGAGCAGAACACCAGCAAAAAACACGAGAAGACGAAGAAGGAGAAGAAGAAAGACGUCAAACUUCCACUUGGAUCAAUAAACCUGAGGAUCAAAGAGGUGGAAACCAUCGAUAUUGAGGAUGAUGAUGAUGGAGACAAAGCUGCUUCACAGCCUCAGCUGUCCAGUCAGGAUGCAAAGCAGCAGAAGAACAGAACAGAAGACGGAAAUGAAGCAGCAGUGAACGCCAUCAAGAACACGGAGCUGGUGGAGAUAGUUGAUAGUGACAAUGGAGACGGAGAGAAAGACUCAAAGUCCUCCAGCUUAUCGACUCCAAAGCCUCAGAGAUCUGACAGAGACUCGCAGCAAACCAACACAGAGGCAGGGAAGCUGUUGGAGAAUAAAACUCCCAGGCCUUCAGCUGCAAACACAAGCAGCAGUUUGCCUCCAUCUAAUAAACCUCAGCAUCUGUGUGAAGUGUGUCGGACGUACCACCAGUCCAAGAGGAUCCUGGUCAGACACGUGUGGAGCCACGUCAACAACCCGGGCUUCCUCUGCGGGGUCUGCCGGGAGCGCUUCGACUCCUCGGCCUCACUGAAGAACCACCUCCGGACUCACGCCAAGACCUACACCUGCAGCGUCUGCGGGAAGUCUUUCCUCAGCAAAACGGGCUUCCGGGGACACAUGGGUCGACACACAGGUCAGAAUAUGAAACGACAUCCGCCUGCAGGGGGCAUCCUGCCUGCAGGGGGCGUCCUGCCAGCUGGGGGCGUCCUGCCAGCAGGGGGCGUCCUGCCAGCAGGGGGCGUCCUGCCAGCUGGGGGCAUCCUGCCUGCAGGGGGCGUCCUGCCUGCAGGGGGCGUCCUGCCAGCAGGGGGCGUCCUGCCUGCAGGGGGCGUCCUGCCUGCAGGGGGCGUCCUGCCAGCAGGGGGCGUCCUGCCUGAGCAGAAGUGACCUGAAGCCAAAGACCAGAACCUGGACGUCGCCUGCAGAGGAAACCUGCGUCCCCUCAGGAAAAAGAACCAUAAAACUGGAGCAGCAACGUCUGAAUAUCAGCUCAUGCUGCUGCUGUUCAGCUGUCAGCAACAUCCAGGUACAAAAUAUCAGAACCAGAACCACCCGCAGUUCUGAGAACCAGAACUGCGGGUGGUUCUGGUUCUGGUUAAAGAAGGAAACGUGUUUUGGGUCUCUGUGUUUCUGUUACGUCUGAUUUGUUCCGUUCAUGUUUGAAGUUCUGCUGCUGCUCGUCGUUUCCGUGUUGAAACUGAGACCAAACUGCAGAUUUUGGUUCGAAGCUCCGGCUUCUCAUCGCUCCUCCUCCUCCUCACACUCGGGACGUUUCUUAAUAAAAUGUGACAAAACGGUUUCUGCAGAAUUUCCUGAAGUUUUUAAGUUUUAUAAAUGUUUUAUAUUUUUAGGGGAAUUUCUGAAAACCAUUACUUUUUUACGUUCCCAGGUUGUUUUGAAUUCUAUUUGAAUUGUUAAUAUUUUGAAUAAAUCCUUCAAUUUUUUAUUAUUGUA
Molecule: messenger RNA, 1893 nt
Organism: Poeciliopsis prolifica (blackstripe livebearer)
Lineage: Eukaryota; Metazoa; Chordata; Actinopteri; Cyprinodontiformes; Poeciliidae
Product: zinc finger protein 62 homolog
Exons: 2
Coding region: 394-1326 (310 amino acids)
Source: RefSeq, a predicted model, not a curated record